Molecule: messenger RNA, 4419 nt
Organism: Alosa sapidissima (American shad)
Lineage: Eukaryota; Metazoa; Chordata; Actinopteri; Clupeiformes; Clupeidae
Gene: kcnb2a
Product: potassium voltage-gated channel subfamily B member 2a
Exons: 2
Coding region: 25-2460 (811 amino acids)
Biological process (GO): potassium ion transmembrane transport; protein homooligomerization
Cellular component (GO): membrane; voltage-gated potassium channel complex
Molecular function (GO): delayed rectifier potassium channel activity; protein binding
Source: RefSeq, a predicted model, not a curated record
UCUAGUGUUUGUACAGCAUUAGUCAUGGGUGAAAGAAGUGGGUUUGGAGUCCCCAAAAACCCUGCACGGCCAGCUGGGUCACUGCCGCCCGAGCCCAUAGACAUCAUACGGAUCAAAGCCAGAUCCAGAAGAGUCCGUAUCAACGUAGGGGGCCUGACGCACGAGGUCCUGUGGCGGACCUUGGACAGGCUCCCGCGCACCCGUCUGGGCAAACUCAGAGACUGCAACACCCAUGAGACCUUACUGGAGAUCUGCGAUGACUACUGCCUCAACGAGAACGAGUACUUCUUCGACAGGCACCCUGGUGCCUUCUCUUCCAUCUUGAACUUUUACAGGACAGGGAAGCUGCACAUGAUGGAGGAGAUGUGUGCCCUGUCCUUCGGCCAGGAGCUCGACUACUGGGGCAUCGACGAGAUCUACCUGGAGUCGUGCUGCCAGGCCCGCUACCACCAGAAGAAGGAGCAGAUGAACGAGGAGCUGCGGAGAGAGGCCGAGAGCCUGCGGCAGAAGGAGGGCGAGGAGGUGGACAACGGCUGCUGCCCAGACAAGAGACAGAAGCUAUGGGACUUGCUGGAGAAACCCAGCUCUUCUUUGGCUGCUAAGUUCGUGGCCUUUCUAUCCAUCCUCUUCAUCAUCCUGUCAACGAUUGCACUCUCCCUGAAUACCCUGCCAGAGUUACAAGUGAUUGACGAGUUUGGACAGUCCAAUGACAACCCCUACCUUGCCCAGGUGGAGGCAGUGUGCAUCGCCUGGUUCACCAUGGAGUACCUGCUGCGCUUCCUCUCCUCCCCGAACAAAUGGAAGUUCUUCAAGGGCCCUCUGAACGUCAUCGACCUGUUAGCCAUCCUGCCGUACUUUGUCACCAUCUUCCUGACCGAGUCCAACAAGAGUGUCCUGCAGUUCCAGAACGUCCGGAGGGUGGUCCAGAUCUUCCGCAUCAUGCGGAUCCUGAGGAUCCUCAAACUGGCCAGACACUCCACUGGGCUCCAGUCCCUGGGCUUCACGCUGAGACGCAGCUACAACGAGCUGGGACUGCUUAUCUUGUUCUUAGCCAUGGGCAUCAUGAUCUUCUCCAGUCUGGUGUUCUUUGCCGAGAAAGACGAGGAUGCCACCAAAUUCACAAGCAUCCCAGCCUCCUUCUGGUGGGCUACCAUUACCAUGACCACGGUCGGCUAUGGCGACAUCUAUCCGCAAACCCUGCUGGGUAAAAUAGUGGGUGGACUGUGCUGCAUCGCUGGGGUGUUGGUGAUCGCUCUGCCCAUCCCCAUCAUCGUCAACAACUUCUCAGAGUUCUACAAGGAGCAGAAGAGGCAGGAGAAGGCCAUCAAGCGCAGGGAGGCCCUGGAGAGGGCCAAGAGGAAUGGCAGCAUCGUGUCCAUGAACCUGAAGGACACGUUUGCGCGCAGCAUGGAACUCAUAGACGUCAUCGUGGACCAAAAGGAGGAGAAGCCCGUUGACAACCACCUCUCUCCGAGCCGCUGGGGUUACCAGAAGCGCCCGACCUCGGACAGCUCCGACACCAAGUACGUGGAGGUCGCCCAGCUGGGGUCUCCGCACCGGAGCCCGCAGCGGCUGAAUGCCCGCAAGCUGGAGCAGAUGUACAACCAGAUGACGGGUCCGGGCACUGGCGCUGGCCCCGGCCCUCACCUCCGUGAGCCAUCGGUGGGGCUGGCUGGCAAAGAGGAGUCCAUGGAGAUGAAGGUGGUCCAGGGGCAGCCCACGAUGGAGAGGCCCAUCACUGACAUCAAGAGCAUCUCCAGCAUAGACAGCUUCACCAGCUGCACCACCGACAUGAGUGAGGCGGAGAAGAGCGCGCUGCAGGCCCAGCUGAGGCACCCGCGUGCCCCGCCGCCCCUUGACCUGACCAAGAUCUCCGCUAUUGAGAAGCGGGCGGCUGAGAAGGCCCGGCAGCAGCAGCAGCAGCCACCCAUCAUCAAGGAGGGCCUCUACGAGUUUGUGCCGUGCAACCCAGAAGACAUGGCCGCUCCCACCCCCAGCCCACGGGACGACACCGAGAGCGUGCGCAGCUCCAUGCGAGCUGCCAGCCAGGUGAAGACCAAAGGGCUCAAGGUGAACUUCACCGAGUCGCCCGAGGAGGGUUCCUCUAACCUGCACCUGGUAGUGACCGAGGAGGACGUCCCGCUGUCGCCGCCGCUCCUAAGCAGCAGCUCCCCGCGGCACAGCCCACACUCCCCGGGACGAAGCUUCGGGGGCGACGGGGCCGAGAGCUCGCCAGGCUUAGGCCCAUCCACCGAGGGCUACAAAGGGAAGAACCACGUUGACAAGACAGCGUCUCCGGCCUCCCCGAAGCCCACCUCACCGAACUGUGCUCCCGGUGUGGGUGGGGGGGCUGGAGGGAUGGAGAGCCUGGCUGACACCAAUCAGAGUGGACAGAAGGCAGAGAACCAUCUUCUUGCUGGGGAGGGUCCAUUGACACCCCCUUGUGAAACGAGUAUGUAAGGCAUGAUGAGGGAUAUAUUUUUUUUCAAUUCAGAUGCUCAGAGACUGUUUGGAACAUGCAGGUACACACUGGUGUGCUAAACUACGCCGUAGUGAAUAACAUUUUUAUUUUUCUCUCUGCAUGGAUGGACAGCGUUUGACUGUACUGCUAAAAUGAAGGACUGAUAGGACUAUGUCCAUUGCAGACAAGAGACAACAUGCAUGUCCGCACAAACAGGAGAGUGUGUCUGUCAAAUGGGACAGAUACAAACCAAAUGUACAUAGUUGACAGACAUUUCAGUUAGUGUUGAAAAAGGCCUCUCAAAUGUGACAUUAAUCCAAAAUUAACAAGUUAAAAACGAAAAGAAAAAAAACCCCAUCCCAUACACUACAAUUUUGAUCAUGAUUAGACUAAGUGCACACAAAACACUGCACAGUGGCAAACAACCUUUUUGUCUCAGAAUGCUGAAAACAGAUAUUCACUCCUUUACUAGUAAAUAUCAGGAAACUAAUGUGGGCAUUUCCAUUGUUAGCACAUUGCUCAGUGAGAUGCCCUCACAUUACUGCCUUGUAUACAUAUUUAUUUGAUUCUCUGUUAGUCGGAAAAGCCAUGUUGGCAAUUCCUUGAAAGGCACAUUUACAGUCAGACCAGAAACUUUCCUUCAAGUUAGUCCUGAGAUGAUUUUAUUUCUUUUUGUAAUGUUAAACACGAUUGACGUUAUAACGAGUGAAAACAUAAAGACAAAAGUCCUGUAGUUGAACAGUUCAUUUCCUCGUGCUUAAGGGCGUGUCACCAUCAGUAUUUUCUGACCAAGUUAUGUAAAUCAAAAGCAAAGACUGGAUAUACAGUGCAACUAUGAGCUCCCAGAUAUACAGAUUUUAUCAGCUGUUUAAUGAAAUGUAGUCUCACAUUUGUUCGCACAUUUUUUAUUUCUGUUGUCUAAAACCAGCUGCAACCUUCCUCCAGACCUUUGCUACAUUUUAUGUUGCCUUUUUCCAUUUGAGAUGGGGAUGUUGCCCUGUUAAUCUUGUGUGUGUAUAUAUAUACACUCACACGGGAAGAGAUGACCUGUGUGCAGGACAGAUACUUCACUGCAAUGACUGUGGCCACACUGGGGAAGCGGCAAGAUCAUACUGCCCUCUGCUGGCCACAGAUGGAGGCACUUUAAUCUGAGACUCCUUGGAGUCGCUGGCUGAAUUCUGUUUAGAGUGUUAAGGACGGGCUUUGCUUUUUAAUAUGACACGACUAACUGCAGAACAUCAAGCCAGACCUAGAACAGGUUCAGACUUGAGUAUGUGUUCUAACAGAACCGAGUGCUCUACAGUUAUACUGUAAAUACAAAUAUGAUAUAAAUGUGUAAAGUACUGUAUGAAUACAGGUACAAUAUGUAUUCUUUGGGUUCCAACAAUUGAAAGUGGCUCUAUUUUUUGUAUAAAAAUGUAAAAAGGCAGUUAGGCAGGACCAAUUUCUGCUUUAUGGUUGAAAUUAUGUGCCUUUUCAUAAAUAGUCAUUUAUGAGAAGGUGAAGUCAAUCGGCUUUGUUUGUAGAAGUCCUGAAAUCUACUUUUUAUAGGGAAACAUAAUAUAUGCAAGCAAUUCCUCAGGUUUUGUAAAACUUGAAAUGACUAUAUCACGGCUUGACUCAUUUUACAGCUAUUUUAACUGUGAUCUAUCGUUUAACUGUAUAACUUCACAAUUAUUGUUAAAAUGUCAGGGAGUAACAUUUUAGCUUAGAACUAUUCCUUAACAGCUAUAUAUAUACACACACAAAAAAACCUUGUAAAAUAAUACCAUGUUCGUUUAUCGGUUCUCAAAGGCUCAAGGUUGCCUUUCUCUUUACAAAUUAGUGUACCGUACACCCAGUACUCAAGGUGAUCAUUUAUCCUCUUUGGUGUCUGUUUUCGCCAGUGAAUAAUAGAUUUGUACUAGUAUGUGUCAGUAGAUACAUUUGUCAUGACUUUGUAUGUUUUAGUUGCAUUG